AUGGAAACAUCUGCCCCACGUGCCGGAAGCCAGCUUGCGGCGAUGACGGCGCGCCACUCCGCGUCCUACCGCGCCCAAACCCUGCGGCUGUCAUCGCGAGACGAACUCGCCAAAAUGGCCGCAUCCGGUAAAGGUAAUCUUGUAGGAAACUUUGAGUCACUGGACCUUGCAGAAUUUGCUAAAAAGCAGCCAUGGUGGCGCAAGCUGUUUGGGCAGGAAUCUGGGCCCUCAGCUGAAAAAUACAGCGUGGCAACCCAGCUGUUAAUUGGAGGUGUCACUGGAUGGUGCACGGGUUUCAUAUUCCAAAAGGUUGGAAAGUUGGCUGCAACAGCUGUGGGAGGUGGAUUUUUUCUCCUUCAGCUUGCAAACCAUACUGGGUACAUCAAAGUUGACUGGCAGCGAGUAGAGAAGGACAUGAAGAAAGCCAAGGAACAGCUGAAGAUCCGUAAGAGCAACCAGAUAACUACAGAGGUCAAAAGCAAAGCAGAGGAGGUAGUGUCAUUUGUGAAGAAGAACGUUAUAGUGACUGGGGGAUUUUUCGGAGGCUUUCUGCUUGGCAUGGCAUCCUAAGGAGGACAACUUCACUUUCAUUAUUCCUGUUUUUUUCCAAACCAGCAGCCUCUUCACUCCAUCAUAGGACAUCAAGUCUCCUGCUUCUCCUCUUCUUCCUCCCUGCUGUGGCGUAUCUGAAUGGCUUCUAUAGGCAUCUGUCGGUACAAGUUGAUACGGCCCUAUUGUGAACCUGAUGGCAACGGAAGAGACCAUAGACAUUAGCUCUUCUCCCAGCACACUCCCCACUUGACUAAUCUGUAGGUCAGCAAAAGUGUUCCUUUCUCCCUCCCAUAUAAGAUACUUAACAGAGCAUGGUAUAUAAGAUGGCUCACCUUGGAGGAUGAGUGGAUCCUCAACGGUUGUCCCAAACUUGAUUUGGAAAAGAAAUCACAAGCAUAUAGAUACCUUAUGUGCUGCAUGGAAAGGAACUGAAUACAUUUGCCUUUAAGCAUGAAAGACUUGUUAUCUUGGUGUCUGCUUUCUUUCUUAGUUGGUUUUAGAUUACAGAAAGAGAGCUAUUUGUAUACCUGCUGUAAUUAUCCUGACAAAAAUGGCAGUAAAGCACUAUAAUUGAAAAAUCUGAAUAUAGAAUGAACUUGUGCUAAAGGUAUAUAUGCUGAGCUAAAGGUAUUGUGUUUGGUGGGAGACCAACUAAUAGAUACAUCGUCGGAUGGUCAAACUUAGUGAAUCAUUUAGGGACAUUAAGAUAUUAUCCAGGGAUGCUUUCCUCAUGGCUAUUUCCAAAGGGUUUUUUCAUGGUAAAAUAAGUGAUUUUAGGUAGGAAAGGGAAGAAGCUCUUGGAUUUUUAUUACAUAGAAAAGGUUUUAAGUAUUAUUUACCUCUUGUCAAAACAUUAGGGAUAGCCAUGGCUCCUCUGUGCCAGAUCUAUUUCUUUAUCUAGUUGGUAUGAAAUACCUCACAUUUGAGCCAGAGUUUUAAAGAGGCAUUCAGAAUUGAGAACAGUAGCAAUAGCAUGUGUGAAGUAAAUUAUUUCCAUCAUCAAACGUUCUGCUGUCUCACAGUGGCCACAACUCUUAGAAUUAUUCUUUAAAAGUUUAUAGAUACACAUGCUUAGAAUCUUAGCACAUUUUGUUGUCAUGGCCUGUUACCAUGUCUGCAACCUCGGCUAGACUAUCCACUUCUGGAGGGUAAGGCUUGUGUCUUCACCAUUUCAUCCAUGGAACUGAGCACUUAAUAGGUAUUCAGGAUUUGUUGAACAUAUGACUGAUGACCUCAAAAUAAUAAACGUAUCCAGAAAAGGGACUGAUCCAAAGAAUUAUUUGAGACUUUAUGAGUUCUGAGAAUGCGGGAAACUUAGAAUUAAUUCUUAAACUUGCAGGUGAUCUCUGCAAAAUGUAUGUUUUUAAGGCCUUCUUUUAAAAUGUUUGCCUUUUAACUUGGGAAAAAAAUGGAUUGAAUUUGGAAAUUGUAGCUACCAAUGGAUGUGUGGAACUUUUUAGAUUUCAUCUAUCUGCAUUUUUUCCCUCAUUUUAAGGCAACGUAAGUUAUUUUGCUUACAAUAUGUAUGAACCAUCCCCAAAUCAUAAUGCUAUGAGCCUCUGUAUUGCAUAUUUUUGUGUAAGAACUAAAAAAAAUGUUUUCACUUUUUAUCAUGGAAAUUUUCAGACAUAUCUAAGAGAAAAGUACAGUGACCCUCAUAUAUUUAUCACCCACCUGCAAUGAUCAUCAAAUCAUAGCUUGUUUUAUCAAUGGUUUUGAAACAAAUACAAAAUGUAUCAUUUCAUUAUAUUUCAGUAUGUGUCUCUAAAAGGUAAGAACUGUUUUUAAAAAUCAUAAAUAUAAUACUCUACUAUCAUACCAAAAAAUUAAUAAUAAUUCGUUACUAUCAUCAAAUAUCCGGCCAGUUUUCAAAAUUUCCUGUCUCUUAAGUGGUUUGCAUUUGGUUUGAUUGAAUCAAAAUCCAUAUAAGGUCUACCCACAUUGCAUUCAAAUGGUCUCUUAAGUCUCUUUUUAUCUUGUAUGUUCUUUUUUUUUCCUUUAUUUUUUUGGCCUGCAAUAUAGUUAUUAAAGACACUGAGUUAUUUGUUCCUUAGUUUUCUACAUUCUGCUUCUGGUGCCUGGGUCCCUGGGUUAUGUCAUACAUGGCAAUCAAGGCUGCAGCUCUUUGAUGACUUGACCCAAGGGAAUGGUUACUGUAAAACCUAAGUGACGUGUCCUGUGCUCCUUUGGGUUGCAUGACAGGAAGAGUGGCCAUUGGAUGCCUCUCUGAUGGGA
Molecule: messenger RNA, 2787 nt
Organism: Neomonachus schauinslandi (Hawaiian monk seal)
Lineage: Eukaryota; Metazoa; Chordata; Mammalia; Carnivora; Phocidae
Gene: FUNDC2
Product: FUN14 domain containing 2
Exons: 5
Coding region: 1-570 (189 amino acids)
Biological process (GO): autophagy of mitochondrion
Cellular component (GO): mitochondrial outer membrane
Source: RefSeq, a predicted model, not a curated record